UACACCGUCUCCUAUUAGAAGCUUUACAAUUCAUUUUAAGAGGUAAUAAAUGCGGACACUUUGUUGUGAAUGAAACCGCGUGGUUGGACACAACCUUUGACAUACAUCAGGCUUCCAAGUCUUUCUCAUUGUUGUUACAGAUAAAGUCACACGAUUGAAAGCUCAGAGUCGCACCACCUUGCUUUUCAAUCCUUCUUUCUUCCUCUUCUCACCUUCAAAAACAAUUCCCAUCUGCCAAAGCCAAUGUUUUCUCCUCAAAACACAUAAGUUCACAUUUUUUUGUAAUUUCCAUUGUCCUUGCAUAUCCCCAUCAUCUUCUUUAAUCUUCCUUCGUUUUAAGAUUUUGCCUUUGAGAGAAACCUGUGAACUCGGUUGCUUCUUUCACCCUCUUGGCCUAGCUCAGCUCAGAAACUCCGCUAGGUGCUUGAUCUAGGAUUCAUCGGGUACAAGAAAGAGGUUAUUAUCAAUACCAUGGUUUUGAAGGUUUCUCUCAUUAUGGUUCUCCUUGUGACAUGCUCCUGUGUCGUGGAAGCCUUUUCAAUGAAUCUCGAUCAUCGUCACAGCCAAAAUGGAUCUUCUCUGGCUGCCAUCAAGUUUCCUGAUCAUCCAAGCUUUAGUACUGUCUCCUCUUCCGGGGACACUGAUUGCAGCCUCUCGAGUUCUGAGGAGCUCGGGCAUUCUGGGUCUACCAUGACAUCAGGUGAAGAAACUGAUGAAGAGGGUGAGGCUUUUCCAGCUCCAAACCCGCACAAGCAAUUGGUGAAACUCCACUUGAAACACAGGUCAGGGAGCGAAGAUGCUGAGCCUAAAAAAUCUGUGGUUGAUUCCGCCGUGAGGGAUUUGACCAGAAUUCAGAACCUUCACAGAAGGGUCAUAGAGAAGAAGAAUCAAAACGCCAUUUCAAGGCUGCAAAAGUCACAGAACCAACCAAAGCAGUCCUUCGAGCCUGUGGUUUCUCCGGGGGCUUCGCCGGCAGGUGGGGUUUCCGGGCAGCUUGUGGCAACUUUGGAAUCUGGGGUGAGUCUUGGCUCCGGUGAGUACUUCAUGGAUGUGUUUGUGGGCACACCUCCUAAGCAUUUCUCUCUGAUACUUGAUACUGGUAGUGACCUUAAUUGGAUCCAAUGUGUUCCUUGCAUUGCAUGUUUUGAGCAAAGUGGACCAUAUUAUGACCCCAAAGAUUCUAGUUCUUUUAGGAAUAUAAGCUGUCAUGAUCCACGGUGCCAACUGGUUUCAUCCCCUGAUCCACCUAGGCCUUGCAAAGGUGAGAAUCAGAGCUGUCCCUACUUCUACUGGUAUGGUGAUGGUUCAAACACAACUGGGGAUUUUGCAUUGGAAACAUUUACCGUUAAUCUCACCACUCCUUCUGGGGGGUCAGAGCUGAAGCAUGUGGAGAAUGUGAUGUUUGGAUGUGGUCAUUGGAAUAGGGGUCUCUUUCAUGGGGCUGCUGGUUUGCUAGGCUUGGGGAGAGGACCAUUGUCAUUUGCUUCUCAGAUGCAAUCUCUCUAUGGCCACUCCUUUUCCUAUUGUCUUGUGGACAGAAAUAGCAAUGCAAGUGUGAGCAGCAAAUUGAUUUUUGGUGAGGACAAGGAGCUGCUCAACCACCCCAAUUUGAAUUUCACUUCUUUUGCCGGAUCAAAAGAGGAUUCAGUUGACACAUUUUACUAUGUCCAGAUAAAGUCUGUUAUGGUUGACGGUGAGGAGUUGAAGAUACCUGAGGAAACUUGGCAUUUGUCAGCAGAAGGUGCUGGUGGCACCAUAAUUGAUUCUGGCACCACAUUAACAUAUUUUGCUGAACCUGCUUAUGAGAUUAUCAGGGAGGCUUUUGUGAAGAAGAUUAAGGGCUAUGCACUCAUUGAAGGCCUUCCUCCUCUGAAGCCAUGUUACAAUGUGUCAGGAAUUGACAAGAUGGAGCUACCUGACUUUGGAAUUUUAUUUGCUGAUGGAGCAGUGUGGAAUUUCCCAGUGGAGAAUUACUUUAUCCAGAUUGAUUCUGAUAUUGUUUGCUUGGCUAUUUUGGGAACUUCUCGAUCUGCUCUUUCAAUAAUCGGAAACUAUCAGCAGCAGAAUUUCCACAUACUAUAUGACAUGAAGAAAUCCAGACUUGGUUAUGCACCAAUGAAGUGUGCUGAUGUUGGUUUAGUUUACACAGUAGUUGAUUAUCUAUUAGCAGAAGAACAGCAAUUGACGGAGCAAUUUAAAUCGGUGGGGAUGGUUGCUGUUAGGUUUCACCAGUACCAGGUGGUGGGAAGGGCUCUUCCUACCGAAUCCGAUGAACAUCCUAAGAUCUACCGCAUGAAACUAUGGGCUACCAACGAGGUCCGCGCCAAAUCCAAGUUCUGGUAUUUCUUGAGAAAAUUGAAGAAGGUCAAGAAAAGCAAUGGGCAAAUGCUAGCUAUUAACGAGAUCUUUGAGAAGAAUCCUACCAAGAUUAAGAACUAUGGAAUUUGGCUGCGAUAUCAAAGUCGCACUGGUUAUCAUAAUAUGUACAAGGAGUACCGUGACACGACUCUGAAUGGUGCUGUUGAGCAAAUGUACAAUGAAAUGGCAUCUCGUCAUAGAGUGAGGCAUCCAUGCAUCCAGAUAAUUAAGACUGCCACCAUCCCUGCUAAGCUGUGCAAAAGGGAGAGUACCAAGCAGUUCCACAAUUCUAAAAUCAAAUUCCCAUUGGUGUUCAAAAAGGUUAGACCCCCAACUAGGAGGCUCAAGACAACAUACAAGGCAUUCAGGCCAAACCUGUUCAUGUGAUUCAGUAUAUGUAACUUCCCUGAUUCUCAUCUCGUGCUGCUUGAUCCAUUCAUGGUGUACAUGGGAACUGCAUAGAGAAAAGGUGAUCAUGUAGUGACAAUCUCCAGUAUCUGCAAUUAUAUUUUGCAUUCUUUCAAGGUCUGCAGAUUGUUUUUGAAAGAUGGAGUUUUAGUUAAUUAUAUAUAGAUUUUGCAGAAUCACAUCUUUUCCUAGUUCUGGUGUACUUGUUCAACGAUGCUUUUGAAUUUGGUGAUUACAUUUUUGUUCCGAUUCUGGGUUUAUAGUUUGUUAUUUGAUAUUUU
Messenger RNA from Vigna radiata var. radiata (mung bean), 3047 nucleotides. RefSeq names its product aspartyl protease family protein At5g10770. The coding region runs from base 472 to 2745 and encodes 757 amino acids. NCBI's taxonomy places the organism in Eukaryota, Viridiplantae, Streptophyta, Magnoliopsida, Fabales, Fabaceae. The transcript has 5 exons. The record is from RefSeq and is a predicted model, not a curated record. Gene Ontology annotation, biological process: translation; proteolysis. Gene Ontology annotation, cellular component: ribosome. Gene Ontology annotation, molecular function: structural constituent of ribosome; aspartic-type endopeptidase activity.